AUGGCUGCUCAACUCACAGUUAUUUAUGCUCAAGCUUGGGAUUAUCAGUUAUUGCUUGAUAGCUUGAGCUAUGAACUAGAAGGUGUCGAAGCAUAUAUCGCGAAAACAAACAAAUAUCCUAAAAAAAACCAAAUCUACGGGACUACAAAAGGAACCAUUAAAGAUCACAGUGGAUCUGCUGAGGAUUACUACGAUACAGCUUUAACCAAUUUAUUGACUUUGUCCGGAAUGGUUAAAUCAACCCCUCUUCCAGAAGUCAAGGAGUAUGCGCUGGUAGAAUUUUAUAAAUGGAUUGAUUAUUCGGAGAUAACUGAAAAAAAUUGCUCACCUGACUUAGGUCGUCUUUUAAUUGGUGUGCAUGAGUCAUUGAAGGGUGAAGGAAGGAAAAUUUUGGAUGAUACCAAAAUGUAUCUUGCAAAUACAGAACAACCUCCGAAUGAGUCUUUCAUUAACGUUUUUAGCGCUACUCAAAAGUUUGCACAUGAAACAAGAGAAAUGAAGGAAAGUCUCAAGGAUCAAAAAUUCGACAAAUCUCCAAGGUUUUACGGUGAUAGCGAAAAAGGGAGAAGAAUUUUUGAAAUGAUUGAGGCAAAAUAUGUUGAAGCUUAUUUAAGUAAUUAUUCUUAUUCGCAACAAGAGAGUCAAAUAAAAAAUACCAGCAUGUAUGGAA
Molecule: messenger RNA, 670 nt
Organism: Racocetra fulgida
Lineage: Eukaryota; Fungi; Glomeromycota; Glomeromycetes; Diversisporales; Gigasporaceae
Source: the annotation of a GenBank genome assembly